Molecule: messenger RNA, 2283 nt
Organism: Aureobasidium uvarum
Lineage: Eukaryota; Fungi; Ascomycota; Dothideomycetes; Dothideales; Saccotheciaceae
Source: the annotation of a GenBank genome assembly
AUGAGCAUGUUCUCAAAACUUCCGUGGAGCUCAGGCGGCGAGCAACAACACCAGCAUGAAGAAGAGCAAUCCCUCACCUCAGUGCUGCCAACACCACAAGCGCGCAGCGAUCUCACCUUGCUGGUCGCCAACUGCACCGAGACUAUGAGGAAGAACAUCACCGACACCUUUGAUCCCGAUCAGGUCGGCAAGAUGGAAGACAUGAUGUCGAAGCUCAAGAUGGACGAGAGCGCUCAACAAUCCGACAACACUACGGAUCCCGCAGCAACUGGAGACUUGACAGACGAAGAGAAGAAACGAGCAGAAGAAGACAAAAAACGAGCAGAGGAGAAGGCAAAGAAAGAGCAGGCAGAAAGAGAAAAGGAGUUGAGUGGACCCAAGAUGCAAGAACUGCAAAAGGCCGCACUACAACACUUUGACGACUGGCGUGACUCUGUGCUGCUACGCAUUGGAGAAGUCGUCAACCAGCGUGAGGAGGCAGUUUCUCAGAAGAAGGAAGCACAUGCACAAACAACUCGUGUGCCUCCCAAGAAAGCACCAGAACCGUCCAAGUACGAUGACGGUGUUAGUAACGCACUGAAAGAGUUGUGUCCACCCACAGAAACGGCACUAGCAGAACUGGAAGAGCAGCACCGUGCUUUGAUCCUCCAUUCGCUUCUGCUAUUGCUGCUGAGUUUGGAACACUACUCGGCCCACUCACGCGUAUUGCUUCUGCAUAUGACGAGCAGCCUGAAUCUGUCCAUCAGCUUCUUGGCUGGCGAUGAGAGCAAGAUCGCUCGUGGAUUGCUCUCUGCAGUCGAGAUGAAGGCCGAUGACGAGACCAAGAAAAAGCAGGAAGACAAUCAGAACUCGAGAAAAUGGAAGGUCGGUCUAGCUUCAGUAGCUGGUGCAGCUUUGAUCGGAGUCACUGGUGGUCUUGCAGCACCUCUGGUUGCUGCUGGUAUCGGUUCAGUCAUGGGCGGUCUCGGUAAGUUCAGUCUGUCGUGUUNNUACCUUCGAGUUACUUAUCAUCAUCUAGGUCUUGGGGCUACUGCCGCCGCGGGCUAUCUCGGCGCUGUCGCUAGCAGUUCCGUCAUCGUUGGUGGCCUCUUUGGUGCUUACGGCGGUCGUAUGACUGGACAGAUGAUGGAUGCAUAUGCCAAAGAGGUUGAAGAUUUCUCCUUCGUCCCUGUCCGCACCUACCACAAGCCUCGCAAGAUCGACAAGGAAUAUCGCCGUCUGCGUGUCGCCAUCGGUAUCUCUGGUUGGUUGACCGAAAAGGACGAAGUCGUCGAACCUUGGAAAGUCAUCGGACCAGAGAUGGAAGCCUUUGCCCUUCGAUUUGAACUACAGGCUCUACUCAAUCUUGGGAACUCACUCACGACUAUGCUUCGCUCAGCGGCAUGGGGUUAUGCAAAGAGCGAGAUCAUCAAACGUACAGUCUUCGCGUCUCUUACCGCAGCACUAUGGCCGUUGGGUCUUCUCAAGGUUAGCAGAAUCAUCGACAAUCCUUUCAGCGUGGCCAAGUCGCGAGCAGACAAGGCAGGAGAAGUUCUCGCAGACGCACUCAUCAACCGCGCUCAAGGAGAGCGUCCAGUAACACUCGUUGGCUACUCUCUCGGUGCUCGUGUCAUCUUUACUUGCUUGAAGUCACUAGCUGCAAGAAAAGCAUUUGGGCUUGUUGAGAAUGUUGUUUUGCUUGGUGCACCCACUCCUUCUACCGCAGCUGACUGGCGUCUCAUUCGUGCUGUAACUACAGGAAGGGUUGUCAACGUCUACUCUACCUCUGACUACAUUCUUGGUUUCCUCUACCGCUCGUCAAGUAUCCAAUACGGUGUCGCAGGUUUGGAACCAGUCUCUUUCGUUCCUGGCGUUCAAAAUGUGGAUGUCACAGAUCUCGUUGCUGGAAACCACACUUCGUACCGGUACCUUUGCGGUCGUAUCCUUCGUAAGAUAGGCUUCGAGGAUGUAGACCUUGCUGCUGUUGAGCAAGAGGAGAAGGCACUCGAACAAGCUACCAAGGCAGAGGAACAAGAACGGAAGCAGAACGAAGCCAGCACUAAGGAGGGAGCAAGUUCGGAAGCAGAAGUCAACGAGAUGGAAGGCAAAGUGCAGCAAAAGAAUGAGGCAUCCAUGAUGGAUUGGGCGGGCGAGAAGUUCAAGGCUGGUGGCGCUUCAGCAUCGAGCGCGGCAAACCAAGCAAGAGAAUGGGUACAGAGGACUGCCAGUCCAAGAAGUGCAAACCAGGGUGCAAGCAAGGAUGUCGGCGGUGCAGCUGGAGCUGCUGGAGGUAGUUUUAUCUGA